Messenger RNA from Saccostrea cuccullata (small rock oyster), 1652 nucleotides. Its product is annotated as lysosomal proton-coupled steroid conjugate and bile acid symporter SLC46A3-like. Gene Ontology annotation, molecular function: transmembrane transporter activity. Lineage: Eukaryota; Metazoa; Mollusca; Bivalvia; Ostreida; Ostreidae. Bases 4 to 1524 code for a protein of 506 amino acids. The transcript has a single exon. Gene Ontology annotation, biological process: transmembrane transport. The record is from RefSeq and is a predicted model, not a curated record. Gene Ontology annotation, cellular component: membrane.
AUCAUGAAGCUGACAACGUUUGCGUGUGGAUUCAGUUUUGUCAUCGUGGACAUUGUCUUCUUUCUUUAUAAGACGGGCGAAUCCAUGUUGGAUGCCACAACUCGACCAUAUUUGGUUCGUGCCGUGUGUUAUGAAAUGUUUAAAGAUGAACAGGCAAAGAACGAAACUACAUGUAUGAAUUUAGAUAAAUACCCCGUGCUAGAAGAUUACGUUCAAAGUAAAUCAGGAAAUUACCUCAUCUACUACCGACUCUUGUUAAAUAUUCCCGCCAUUGCCCUCUCGUUAUUUUGCGGGUCAUACAGCGAUCGGUACGGCCGGAAAAUCCCCAUCAUUCUCCCGAGUCUAGGGAGCGUGUUCGCUGUGAUGCUUUAUGUCGCCAGCAAUAUGGUGCCCGAGCACAGGAUAGCGCUAAUUCUAGGGGGCUCUGCAGUUCAGGGAUUUUUUGGCAAAAGCUCCGUGAUAACUAUGGCUGUUAAUAGCUUCGUGUUUGAUUUGUCGGACGCUGGGGAUCGUACCCGGAACCUUGGAAAGCUCCUGGCCAUGAACUUCUUUGGAUUAUUUAUGGGGUCAUUAUUCUCAGGAAUAUUUCAAGACGUCCUUGACCUCAACGCCGCUUUUGUGUCGGUUGUUGUUCUCCAUGGAGCGUCCAUUCUAUUCACCAUUGUCCUCGUGGACGAAACUGUGGAAAGGAAGGAGACCGAAGACGACCAGAGUUCAUCGUGUGAGUUAUGUGAAGUGUUCAGACCCUCAAACAUCAAAGAAACGCUAGCUGUCAUGUUCAAAUCUCGUUCUGGAAAUAACAGGACUAUUAUUCUGGUUUUGUUUUUGGUUUCUUUAGUGAACCAGACCUGUAAGGUCGGGGAGAUGGAUAUAAACCUGUUGUUUGUGACUCGAUCUCCCUUGAACUGGUCCAAGUCGUGGUAUGGCUACCUUCUAUCCUUGGACUACGCCGUUAUGGGAAUGUGUUUGUUCAUUUUUCUGCCUUUAUUCUCCAAUAAGCUCAUGCUUACUGAUGUUUCCAUUAUGAUAUUAGGAAUCGGGUGUAAGUUCAUCAGAUUAAUAUGGGCGGGAUUUUGUGAUGAAACUUGGAUGGUAUUUGUUUCCGUUGCUAUAGGAGCGAUGGCGGGAAUGAUUACUUCCGCUCUGCGCUCAUUGGUCAGUAAAGCAGUGCACGUGGAUGAAGCGGGAAAAAUGUUUUCUCUACUUUCCUGUGGCGAAACAUCUUCCAAAUUCUUAGGUACAUUGAUAUUUGUCAAUCUCUAUAGUGCUACCGCUCAUAUAUUCCCAGGUAUUGCUUUUAUGGUAGAAGCUUUUAUAUAUCUAAUUCUGUUAGGAGUUCUCGUAAUUAUGUAUAAGCAGUUGCGUGACCUUCAGAGCUGUGAUUUGUUACAAUCGCUCAAAGAACAAACAAAUUAUGGCACCACCGAAAGCCACCAAUCAAAGGAAAGUAAGCAAUUACCGGAAAUAGACGAAAUGGAGGAGAAUCAAGCACACCCCUCUAUGUAUCCCGCCACCACACCAUGAUCCACGCCGCCACCACACCAUGAUCCGCCCUCCUGACGACUGCCGCGUGUUCUUGACAAGUGUUCUGUUAUAGUUUAUAUCGAAUAAUACAAUACUCGUUAUUAAAUAAAGCUGCCAAAUCAAAACAA